Molecule: messenger RNA, 1095 nt
Organism: Aspergillus melleus
Lineage: Eukaryota; Fungi; Ascomycota; Eurotiomycetes; Eurotiales; Aspergillaceae
Exons: 1
Coding region: 1-1095 (364 amino acids)
Source: RefSeq, a predicted model, not a curated record
AUGUCCCGAAAGGUCAUUCUUCUCAUGGGAGCUCCCACCGUACGGAGUCUUCAAUGGGAUGAAAAUGAGCUACUCAAUGCACCUAUAUACCCAUUCGACGGCUCGGGUGGUGACGACGAAGGAGCCGGAUCAUUUGCAGAAAACUACCCUGUGAAAUGGAGACUGCUGCGGAACUCGGCUUUGCCAGAGACACAACCUGAUCAGAACGAAACCAAUCCUGCGGGAGGCGCACGGUUCUUCACCAUCGACGAGCUGGUUACUCCUGGCGGAAUAUCUACAACGGACGAUUCACUCUCCAAAUUCUACAACCACUCUUUUGCCAUACAUGAGACUUCAGAGAUAACUGUGCCUGGCACCUCCGGGGACGACUCGGCAAAAGAGAGCGGCUUAUGGGCGGAUAGCACGAACACUUCGAUCGCCCUUAGCUGGGAAGAAGAAACCGCCCAGCCCGGUCUCUCAAUCUCAAUCCCCGGGCAUAUCACAGAUCUGCGGGACAUUCCUAGCGCCGCAUACCUCAAUGCCAUCGUGCCUCAGACGAUGACGGUGAAUCUGAUCGUGGGCAUCAUUACCAUUCGGCCGCCGCGGCGCAUCGUGACACGACAAUGGAAACGAGAGCUGGACCUGAUCGAGGUCGUGGUGGGCGAUAACACGCGCAGCGGGUUCGGGGUUACAUUCUGGCUCCCUCGCACGAGUCGAGGCGGCGACGACGAGAGCGAACUGGGGCGGAGCCUGGCGACACUGCGACCACGGGACAUCGUUCUCUUGCGCACGGUGGGACUGAGUUCAUUCCGGGAACGGGUGUACGGGCAGAGUCUGAAGAAUGGAAUCACGCGGGUGGAUUUGCUGCACCGCCAGCGGGUCGACGUAACGGACGCGGGGAGAGUGUACAGCGGCAGGAAGCUGCGCGAUGUUCAGCAGGAAGAUCAGCCGCUGGCGAAGGUGAGCAACGUCCGGCAGUGGAUCCGCCAGUUUGUGGACCCGGCCCCGGAAGCAGCAGGCGGUGGCACCAGGGGGCCAAAACAACGUGGGCCCAUGGAGUUUCCGGCGAAAAAUCCUCGUCCACCGAUUCUGCCUCCAGAUACGCCCGAGCAGUGA